AUGAUGUCAUCAGAUUUGAAAAUUGAUUAUACAAGUAAGUGGUAUUACAUUAACAACACGUAUUUUAUCCUUCAAAAUGAUAAAAUUUAUAGAUCAUCUUCAAUAUCACAAGGUCAAUUUGAACAAAUUUUUCAAGCUGAUGGAGACAUCGAAGCUUUAUGUUAUGGAUCAAAUGUUUAUGUUCUCGUUUCAGGUGAAAUGGUCUAUUCAUAUCCUGUAAGUUAUAACAGACAUAUUUAUUUAUCACGGGAUUUAUCAAAUUGGGAAUUGGUUUAUUCAUUCACUCCAAAACUUACUCGAAAUUAUAGAUUUACUAAUUUAUUUUAUAUUGAUGGGUAUUUCAUUGCUUUAGGAUGUGGUGAUUUAGUAAAUAUCAGUAGUGAUGGAAGAAAAUGGUCUGAAAUCACAAAAUUUCAAGAUGUUAAAAAAGCAAUUUUCAAAAAUAAUAUGUUAAUAUUGAUGACAAUACCAAUUUUAACUUCUUACCCAGUUUCAAUAUUAUAUAAUAAAUUCAAUAUUCAUAAUGGAUUAAAGAAGAAAGCAGACAAAACUUAUGUUAACGAUGAGUUAAAUAAGAAAGCAGAUAAGAACCAUACACAUGAAUUCUUCACAACUGUUGGUAUAGAAAGUAUUGAAGGAACGGUUAAAGGAACUGAUGGGGAUGCACUAUAUUGUAAACCUCCUAACUUUCCACAAGGUUUAACAUCGGAUGACGACAUAACGACGAUGAGAAACAUUAGAUGUAAAGAUGUUUAUGUCAUGAAGGAUGAACAUAAUAUUAAAUUCACUGCUCAAGAUUUAUAUGACAAGAAAGCAGACAAAACAGAGCUUCAAACAUUAAAGACAGAAAUACUUCAAACAUUAUAUCCUAUAGGCUCUAUUUAUACGUCAAUGAACUCAACAAAUCCGGCAAGUGUUUUAGGUUUUGGUACAUGGCAACAAAUAACCGAUCGUUUCUUAUAUUGUGCUAACUCAUCAAAACAAACAGGAGGAAGUAAAACAAUUACGGGCGAAAAUUUACCUGCUCAUAGUCAUUACGUUAAUUUAAACACAACUGAAGCAGGAUGGCAUAAGCAUAGAUAUUGGGAUUGGUCAGGAAUGAUAAAAGGUAAAGGAUAUGAUGUUAAAGAUGACGUUAAAUUUGCUAUUAAUUGUUACUGGAACGAUACACAGGGUUCAGGUAAUCAUACACAUAAUGUUUCAGGAUAUACACAAACAACGGGACAGAGUAAAGAUUACAUGCCACCAUUUAUGACUGUAUUCGCAUGGUAUAGAGUUCAAUGA
Trichomonas vaginalis G3 is the source of this 1284-nucleotide messenger RNA. Its product is annotated as keratin-associated protein family. NCBI's taxonomy places the organism in Eukaryota, Parabasalia, Trichomonadida, Trichomonadidae. The record is from RefSeq and is a predicted model, not a curated record. The transcript has a single exon. Bases 1 to 1284 code for a protein of 427 amino acids.